UGCGGGAUGCGUCAUAACCGUUAGUGACUUCGAAACUGUGCCUAAUGGUGUUGGGCGUGUGUUUUAGGCCUCAAAUUAUCAAUUAUUAUCAUAUUAUCACAGUCAUAACACAGACGUAUUUUUGACAUUUUUGACAUUAUUUUCGUCUUUCUAAAUGAUAUAGCACGAUGAAGGGCUGGUUAUUCAUAUUCCCUCUCGUAACCUGUCUUAUAUGGCAUGUUGCUGGUCAGAAUACGAGUGAUUGCCAAAUUCCGCUGGUCAUCAGGGGAUCUUGGUUCUCCUGGGAAAACGGCAGAAAUACUCUGACGGAAAUAAAUGCCAACAGUAUGACUGGACGAGGCAUAUGCGUCAACGUGUUAGAGGAAUAUCAUGUUAAUUACACAUUUGUAUUUCGAGAUUCUAACACUCCAAUCAAGUAUGACAGCUGUUAUCAUUGCGUGAAACUGAUUGUCAGGACAGUAAACGUCUUGGAGAAGCUCGAAGUGAGCUGUGUGAAUUUGCCCAGUGGGAUAGAACCUACCGUGGAUAACGUUUGUAAAGGUUUAAACGCGAAUCAGCAAUUGAUAACAUUAUUCUCUGAGAAUUACGUGCCUGUGAAUUGCAGAUCUUCCCUGGAAGGAGUUUGGCAGUUUGCUUAUCAAAAUCGCUUUAGAUUUACAGGAGAAUGUAAUAAUCCAGAUGCGCAAAUAAAAUCCUGUCAGACUGCCGGAACUCAGUUUCUUAUAACCAAUCAAAAAUUUAACAUUACUUACAAGAAAUGUCCCGGAAUGAAAGGAACCUUUGAUGGAUUGGUGGAAUACAGCUGCUUGGGCGAUUGGUUCGUCGACAAGAAUCACUUCUUUGCGGUAGCAAAUACGAAGGAGUCGCGGAAGGACGAGAAGUAUAGAUGCUUCUUAAAGAAUCGCGACGACGAUUUGUACAUCGGUGUUUCAAUCACCGCGGAAUGUAAUACUCUUAAAACCGUGGAAAAGAGCCCGGAACGUUUGCGGGUCACGCCGGUUAAGGCCGAGAUAGUUGAGCCUGGUUGCCGAUUGCCCGAGGACAUGUCUGGAAAUUGGAUAAACACUGCUAACAUUGACGCGGACAUUUUCAUUAACGAAACGCAUAUCAUCGAAACCUGGUAUCCGGACGUGGGACGUUAUCGACGAACAAUUUACGUUUGUCGCGAACAAAGAGACUCGAGGGUUAUGAUGGCGAGACUGACCGUUGAUGGAUGCCAAAAAGAUUACGUUUGUUUCGAUUUCGUGCGACGACAUCACAAUGUUAUCCGAUACAGACGUGGAAUGGCUGUGAUAAAAGACGAUUUCCAUACAGUGUGUUCUUGGGUCCAGUUUCCCAACAAGGAAGCAUGGAAAUUUGAUCUGUUUUUAGCGAAAAAUCCCGUUCCGGUACGCUGCCCGAUAGCCGGUAAAUAUAUGUUCCACCAAAAAGGAGAUGUUCUAUUUGAGACUAGGAUUCUAGGCGGUGUCACUAAAUCUCCGCGACCAAAUAUUUACUGCAAACAAAAUAUUUCCGACUUCUCGGUCUGUAAUACCGAUCAGAAGGAGAUCGCCAUCGACGAAACGUACUGCUUAUCUGUGGAUCACUUGGGAAAACCGGUUGACAUUUACAGCGAUCCGGAUUACGUAAUGAAAUGUAUUGGAUAUUGGAAGGAAAAUUUAAAGUCGUAUCUAAUAACGUACGACGAAUUGGAUCCUUUCAGCAAAUAUCGUUGUUGGGUAUAUCAGAGGGCCGACUUGAACAGAGUGCUCUUGUCUCAGGCCAUCGGCCCAUUUUGCGACCUCAAGCAAGACGUGACGAGUAAAAAUUAUACCGAAGGCGCAGCAGUCGCGCUAGAGUUACAGGAAUACGAGCGAGAACGCGAUCAGUGUCCGAUGCAUUUUGAUGACGGGAGCAAUCCUUGGGUGCAAACGGAGAACUAUGUCAACGUCUUCCGUUUUGGUAACGCCGGCAACACGAACAGCCACUUUUCGUUCUUGGUCGUCAUACCAUUGGUAGUGGUACUUUAUUUUAAAGAGGUGUAAAUAAUUCUUUGCACGGGAGUGAAAAACCGUCCAUUAAUUCUCUCGAUGCUGCGAUAAAGAUUUAAGAUAACUAUUUAAGAAAUAUCAGCAUAUAUGAGCUCGUAAGCGAUUCUCACACGUAUGUUCCGUCCAUAUUGUAACUAUGUGCCUUUAACACUAUUCGCAUUUAAUUUUACGUAAGUAGACAAUGCAUAAUUAGUAAGAUAUCUUGAUAUAUCGAAAGUCCGUCCACGACGUACGAAGAAUCUCUUACAUAAUAUGGGUGCAUUCUGCUUCAUACGCUUGUUUUAUUAUAUACGUGAAUCUAAACAUCUAUGGACACAUAGAUCAAUUCCAAACAGAAUUAUUUUAACUGUUUUAUAUUUAAAUUUUUUAAAUAUCUUUACUGCCUGAUAGAAAAAUAUAUUUUAAAAUUAUAUAUGUACAUGACGAGAACAAAGUAGAAUGCACCCAAAGAUUUUACUAAUGUACGACAUUAAGAAUAUUUUGUAUGACUUAUAAAACAAGUACUUCUUAUAUUUUACAUUAAUAACUUUUUUACAUAUUUAUGAUACGAUGUUCAGAGAACGACAGAAUUUAUUUAACCCUUAAACAAUUGCAUUAAAGUUACACAAAUGCAAUAUUAUCUUUCCUCAUAGAAUCUCUCUUAAAAAUCUAUUGAAGAUUUUUACAUUUAGGUUAAUUUUUUUCAUUUUUUUAUAAAACAAAAACAGGAAAGAAUACAAAAAGAAAGAAAAUCAUUUGAAAGUAGGGAUUAAAAUAAUGCCAUGAUUACGUGUGUAAACUGUGUAAAGUGUUCAUACCUUCAGAUUAAAUUAAGACUAAUUGUUUACAUUAUAUAUAUAUACACCUAUAUAAAUAAAUUUGUUAAGAUACA
Molecule: messenger RNA, 2901 nt
Organism: Temnothorax curvispinosus
Lineage: Eukaryota; Metazoa; Arthropoda; Insecta; Hymenoptera; Formicidae
Gene: udt
Exons: 9
Coding region: 168-2024 (618 amino acids)
Source: RefSeq, a predicted model, not a curated record